AAAAUUUCAAAAUGUCAAUCUCUUACAAAGAUUCCAACAGACAACAUCUAUAAUAGAAAAGAAUAUUUUUCUUUUCAAAGCCUGCGAAGAUGUGGAUACAGUUACUUCUAUUAUUGAUUACUUAUAUAAUGCUAGUAUAAAAAUAAUGUUUGAUAGAGACUCAUUUACUUGUGGUGAUUUAAGCAUAAUAUAUGCGAUGAAUAUUAUAUGUGAAGAACCUGAACUUCCAUUACUUUUGAUAACUGCCCUUAUCAAGAACUCUGAGAUGAAUAUAUAUUUUAGCCAUGCAACAACUGAUAACAUCAUUGAAAUGAUUUUGCUAGAAGAUUCAGACUUGUAUGCAGUUAUUAGUUACUUAAAGAUUAAACCUUCUUCUCUAUCAAAGAUAACCACAAUUUUUGUCCAAGAAUCAAUAAAAGAAACAUUUUUAUGGCUUAUAAAAAAACAUUUAGAUUUUGCCCGGUGUAUGACUUUGCCCAUAUCUGUAUUUCAUAAAAGACAAGAAUUAAAAUCACUUUUCAAACCUCGAGUUUUAAAUAUAGUAUCUAUAUGGUCAGAAGACAUAAUAGCUGCAAAAGAUUUAGCAGUGUCUUUAAAUAGAGAUAUUUUAUUCAUAAAUUCACACAUGGAGAUUUGCAGUGGUGUCAAGUUUGCUUUCAAAAUCCAUCCGUAUUACGAUGUGUCUUCUGAGAUUUAUAAACUAAGUCCAAAAGAUUAUACGUAUACGGUCCACAAAAGUCUAAUAAAAUGUGCACUUCAUUCAUCAUAUAACCUUUUUUAUGAUGGUACAUGGCAAAUUCCCAUAAAAGGAAAAUAUUGGGAGAAACAGAAUGAAACUGAAAUCAUUAUAUAUGCAAACGCAACCAAGGAUGAUGUAAUGAGAUGUUUGCUAUCAGCUAGUGAAGCAUUCACAAUUUGGAGUACUUGGUCCAUGACUUCUAGAAUAGAAGCAUUGUAUAGACUCGCGUCUGUAUUAGAAUGCUGUGGGAAAUAUUCAUUAGCAGAAACAGUAUUACAAUGUAUAAAAUUACCAGAUAUAUCUGAAAAUAAAUUAUUCUACUAUCAAGAUGAAAGACUAGAAGUGAGCAAUAUAUAUAAACCACAUGGUGUUGUGUGGAUACGAGAUUGUGAUGAAUCGAAUCUGUUUAAUUAUCUGACACGGCUUUUAAUUAAGGGCAAUUGUGUUAUUGUGAUAUCUGAUGAAUAUUCAAGUACUAUAGCACCAUACUGUAACAUGUUUAUUACAGCUAAAAUACCUCCAGGUGUUAUAAAUUUGUUAUCCUUUAAGAAUGCAUUUAAAACUUAUGAAAAAGUUAAAACACAUAUGAAACACUUUUGUUCUUUAAUGAAGUAUAUUAUACUCCCUCUUCAAUAAUUUUAAAACAUUAUCUGCUAAUAUUUUUCUAUGUAAAAUUAACAUAUAUUUAUAAAAUUAUAUUCAUAUUUUAAAUGUUAUUUCUUAAUGUUUAUUAUUAUAAUACAUUGUCACACAUACAUAUCUUUGGUGUCAUUUAAGAAUUAACAUUUUAACAUAAAAAUAAAUUUUAUAUUGAAUAAUUUAA
Pogonomyrmex barbatus (red harvester ant) is the source of this 1562-nucleotide messenger RNA. RefSeq lists its product as uncharacterized. Gene Ontology annotation, molecular function: oxidoreductase activity. NCBI's taxonomy places the organism in Eukaryota, Metazoa, Arthropoda, Insecta, Hymenoptera, Formicidae. The record is from RefSeq and is a predicted model, not a curated record.